Molecule: messenger RNA, 324 nt
Organism: Symbiodinium sp. CCMP2592
Lineage: Eukaryota; Dinophyceae; Suessiales; Symbiodiniaceae
Source: the annotation of a GenBank genome assembly
AUGGGUGAGCACGAGCUUCUCGAUAUGCUUCUCACGCAGCUGUCACUUCGUGCCAAAGAAGCCAACCACUUUGAGACACUCUUCCCAGUCCUGCAGUUGAUCCACCAGCGCUUACUCGUUUCAACACCGGACUCGGGCAGUCCUCGCCUGGCGGGCGCCAUGCAACGAAAUAUGGAGAAGAUUAUGUCCAAGAUGAGAUGCAGCAAGUUGAUCAGCUUCGUGCAAACGAACCCCAGCGUGGAUUCCGCCUUUAUGCGGCAGCUGGAACAUGGCUUGAACGGCUCGAAGCCGGUCAUCAACACUGCGAACUCACUGUGGCUUUGA